Molecule: messenger RNA, 2265 nt
Organism: Phytophthora infestans T30-4
Lineage: Eukaryota; Oomycota; Peronosporomycetes; Peronosporales; Peronosporaceae
Exons: 6
Coding region: 1-2265 (754 amino acids)
Biological process (GO): regulation of transcription by RNA polymerase II
Source: RefSeq, a predicted model, not a curated record
AUGAUCCUAUCGUGUUUUGCGACGGGUGCAACGUGGCUGUGCAUCAAUUCUGCUAUGGCAUCCGCAGCGUGCCCCAUGACAAGUGGUUCUGUGACUCAACCGCGCUGCCAGUUGUGUCCACACCGCGGUGGUGCAUAUAAGCGGACGACAUGCGGCCAGUGGGUUCACGUCCAGUGUUUCUUAUGGAUCCCAGAGUUUCGUGUGGAGCAGGGCCGUGACGACAUGCUUGUUCUCGGUAACUUAAGCAGACUGGACCCAGACCGCAAGACGCUGGACUGUUCUCUAUGUCACUCGAGGAAAGGGAACGGAAUUAUCCAGUGCGCACACAAGAGAUGUCUGGCUGCUUUUCACGUCAGCUGUGCUGCUUUCGCUCACUAUCGCAUGGAUCAGCUGGACCCUCCCAAAGACGAAGACCGUGACUGUGGUACGUUGUUCCUGGCGUAUUGUCCUCUUCAUCGCAACUCGACAGCCCCGCCAUCGCAACCUACGAGAGUCUCAUCUCCGAGUCAUUUGUUGGCGUCACCGUCGUCUGUAGAGGCAAAGAAGAAGUUCAAGACCUUUCGACGACUUAAGCGAAAGUACGACGCCUCUCAAUCGCAGAUGUUCUCGCAGCCAGGAGCGAAGGCAGCUCCAGUGUCAUCCUCUCCGUGGCAACAGAAACGCAUCAGAAGAUCCAAACGAAGACGAGAGACGUCACGUGUCUUGGCCGCUGCGUAUAUUGACGACGCGGCGGAUGUUCGAGGCGCAAGAGGCGACGAUGACGAUGAAGACGACUACGGAGACGACUAUAAAGACGCGGCAGACGACUCGUUUAUCAACGAUUCGUCCCAGUUGUUGUACUCGCAGUCGGUUCGGAAGAAAUCCAGUCCGAAUAUGCGGGCGAUCUAUGCGCGGUCGCUGUUUGAAUCGCAGAGUUCUCCGUUGCUGCUGCGUCGAGGUGGGAGGCAGUUGGGCGCUCUCCCUACGAAUGGAAUUAUUCGGGCGUGUCUGGACGAACUGCACAAUGGAUCGAAUGACGUGGACACGCCGUCUCCACGACCUCGUUCACGUUCUCGAGUGUCAGAGACGACGGAGGAUGCAGCGACAUUGUCAGCGUUAUCAGCAUCCGUUUUUAGUGCGUCGGCUACCGUGACCGAACCGGAUGGAGACGAUAGUGCCACUGAAGCUGAACCUUCGCCCAGUUUCAAGUUGCUUGGUGCAGCAAAGCCACUGCAAACAGUUCAAGAAGAGGAAAGCGCUACGGCCGACUGCGAAGUUGCCCCUCCGUGCUUCAGUUUGCUUGGUACUGGCAGCAGUGCAAACACUUCGUCGACAGUGACAAGUAGACCGCAACGGUGGAUUUCUUCAACUGACGCAACGGAUACCAGCGAUGAACUGCACAAAAAGAUCAAGGCAAACCGCUUGAAGGCUCUAAAGAAGUUGGAAGAACGUCGGCAAGCCAGGCUUCAGCAAGCCCAUGCGCGGCCACUGAACAAUAGCCAGUCUAGAACUGGCUUCACCUCCGCCGCAGCUCUAGUUUCUAACAAAACCGAGGAAGAAGCCGGCGCUAUUCCGAAGCUGGCAAAGCCCGGGUCUGUCCAGCAGCCCAAGUGGGUUAUCUUUGUCAGCUCAGGGUUUGCCAGCUCCAGUAGCUUCCCCGCUUUCCUAUCUGCGAAGCACGCCGACUGCACUGUGGCCAUCGUAGAGUCGAUGGAGGCGGACGCUCUACUGAGUGUACGCACGGCCGUUCUCUUCCUGACAGGCGAACAGCUGCACGAGGUGGCUCGAGCAUCUCCAGCGCACAGUGUGGUCAAGAGUCGACGAGUUGGAAUGCUCUUGGCGAUGCACAAGAAGCUCAUUAUAGCAGUCACCCACGACGUAGGUGACCUCCCUGAAGUGCACCGAUUGAGGCAAUUUCCGAACGCUACAGUCAUCGUUCAGCCUCGUGUCGAGUCUCUGUGUACGCAGCUUCACGAGAUCUCACAACGGGAACUUGCUGAAGGCUACGAGUUGCCGUCUCCCAGUCAAUGUCGCCAAGAGUUUAAGGGCGGGGUUGUAAGAGGACUAGACGCGGAUUUCGCGUUGCGGCUCAAGUUCUUCCGCUCGAUAUCUCCUCUGUCGCUGGGUAGUGCGUUGUCUCUGAGCUUCCGCUUCAAGAACUUCCCGGCGAUGCAGGUGCCUGUACUCAAGUUCAACGAGAUGCAUUGGAGACGGAUGUUGCCGUGGAUUUCAGAGACCACAGCGGAGGAGAUCCGCGAACAUGUUCAGCAAAAUGUGAGGCGUUGA